Panonychus citri (citrus red mite) is the source of this 1623-nucleotide messenger RNA. RefSeq names its product transcription elongation factor A protein 1-like (gene TfIIS). Gene Ontology annotation, molecular function: zinc ion binding; nucleic acid binding. The transcript has a single exon. The record is from RefSeq and is a predicted model, not a curated record. Bases 227 to 1189 code for a protein of 320 amino acids. NCBI's taxonomy places the organism in Eukaryota, Metazoa, Arthropoda, Arachnida, Trombidiformes, Tetranychidae. Gene Ontology annotation, biological process: transcription elongation by RNA polymerase II; DNA-templated transcription. Gene Ontology annotation, cellular component: nucleus.
AUCAACAAAAUGUGUUUUUUGAGAAUUGAGUUGAUUAACUUUUCUAUUUGAAGAUCGUUCUCUUUUUCAUUCGUUCUGUCGCAACUUUGGGUUAAUUUAAUUUCCAUUGUAAUUUAAAUUGUUCAUUAGUUGAACGGUGUCCGUGUGUUUGUUUCGAAAUAGUUGAUUGUUUCUUUUUGUUUCUGUGUUUUUUGUGUUGAAAUAAAAAAAAAGUCAAUUACCAUCGAUGGGUCAUGAAGAAGAGGUUCUGCGUAUUGGGAAAAAAUUGGAUAAAAUGGGAGCCAAAAAGGAAGGUUUUGGUCAAGCAUUGGACCUUCUUAAAGCGUUGAAAGAGAUUCCCAUUACAUUGGAGAUUUUACAGCGAACCCGUAUUGGUAUGGCAGUUAAUAAUUUAAGAAAAAACUGUUCCAAUGAAGAGGUAAUCAGUUUGGCUAAGUCUCUCAUUCGUUCAUGGAAAAAGCUGCUAGAGGUUUCAAAAGAGGGUAAAUCAGAUUCUAAUAAUACUGAUAAUGGGUCUACAUCGGGCUCAUCUGGUAAUAAAACGAUAAGUUCUGGGAAUAGUGGAAGUACGGGUAGUGGUGGAGGUGACACUGGAAGUAAAAACGGUUCAAAUAAAAGUACAACGUCUCGUAGUAAUGCUCCUGGUAGCGAUUCUAAACCAAAACAAUCUUUUCCAUCUAAUACAUCAAAUGAGAUUCGUCUUAAAGGUAGACAAUUAUUGGCUGAAGCUCUUAAACAAGGAAUGGAAGAAUCAAGUGGAGAAACUUUCUUUGACCCUGAAGAUUUAGCUGCCCAAAUAGAAGAUAAUAUUUAUAAAGAAUUUAAAGAUAUAAAUAUGAAAUAUAAGAAUAGAAUUAGAUCUAGAGUGUCCAAUUUGAAAGAUUCGAAAAAUCCUGAUCUUAAAUUCAAUGUUCUCCGUGGACACAUUUCUGCAUCAAGAAUUGCCGUUAUGACAGCUGAGGAAAUGGCCAGCAAUGAGAUGAAAGAAUUACGUCAAAAGCUAACAAAAGAAGCAAUUAAUGACCAUCAAAUGGCGGUGACCGGAGGUACAAAGACAGAUCUUAUCAAAUGUCCGAAGUGUAAAAAGACAAAUACAACUUACAAUCAAGUUCAAACGCGAAGUGCUGAUGAACCCAUGACAACCUUUUGCUUUUGUAAUGAAUGUGGUUAUAGAUGGAAAUUCUGUUGAUCCGAUAAUCUUUAUUCUAACCAAUUAAGCAAAAUAUACCUUCAGAGAAGAAGAAUUAACAAAUUACCAUCAACAAAGAAAGGAAGAAAUCAACAACAAAGUAUCAUCAUCAAGCUUUUUCCUUAAUCUCUUCCGAUGACAAGAACACCAACCAAACCAAGACUUGAUUAAAUACUUCCCACCGUCAAUUCAUCAUUAUAUCUCCUCUGAGCCGCACGGAUAUUUUUCCUCUUCCACCUUUCAUCAUCUUUGAUUGUUCUUCUUUUUUUCCCCUUAAUUUUUUUUACCUUUUUCUCCAACCAUCAAGUUGAUAUGAAAAUCUUGUAAUCAUCAACAAACAAAUCAACACAUACACAAACAUACACAAACUCUUGUACAAUUCAAUAUAAUAAUAAUUUAGCGAUUGCUAACAAUUAAACAAACAAUAUCAGUAA